Molecule: messenger RNA, 641 nt
Organism: Trematomus bernacchii (emerald rockcod)
Lineage: Eukaryota; Metazoa; Chordata; Actinopteri; Perciformes; Nototheniidae
Gene: rpl18a
Product: ribosomal protein L18a
Exons: 5
Coding region: 70-600 (176 amino acids)
Biological process (GO): translation
Cellular component (GO): ribosome; cytosolic large ribosomal subunit
Molecular function (GO): structural constituent of ribosome
Source: RefSeq, a predicted model, not a curated record
GUCCAUAUGACGUCACCGGGCUCCUCCUUCCAGCUUCCUCUUUUCCCGUGGCAGUGACAGACUGACACCAUGAAGGCGUCCGGCACACUUCGGGAGUAUAAGGUCGUUGGGCGCUUGCUGCCCUCGGCGAAGAACCCGGCCCCCCCUCUGUACCGCAUGAGGAUCUUCGCCCCGAAUCACGUGGUGGCGAAGUCCAGAUUCUGGUACUUCGUUUCUCAGCUGAGGAAGAUGAAGAAGGCGUCCGGAGAGACCGUCUACUGCGGACUGGUCCAUGAGAAGACUCCUCAGAAGGUGAAGAACUUUGGUAUCUGGCUGCGUUACGACUCUCGCAGCGGGACACAUAACAUGUACAGAGAGUACAGAGACCUGACCACAUCUGCAGCCGUCACCCAGUGCUAUCGUGAUAUGGGAGCUCGUCAUCGUGCUCGCGCUCACUCCAUCCAGAUCAUGAAGGUCCAAAUCAUCGCUGCCAACAAAUGUCGCAGACCGGCUAUCAAGCAGUUCCACGACUCUAAGAUAAAGUUCCCUCUGCCGCAUCGCGUCCUGCGUCGUCAGCACAAACCUCGCUUCACCACCAAGAGGCCCAACACCUUCUUCUAAACGUUUGACUGAGAGGACAAUAAAAGAACCGUGGAAACAAA